UAAUCGGCUGCCAUUGCUUGAUAGUUUUCAAUCUCUCACAUUUAAAACAAAAUCAAUCAAAUAGGAAAAGAAAAUCAUGGAUUCGGACGAGGAGGAUUACGUUUUCUUCGGUACACCUAUAGAGCGUGAGGAAGAGAUCACCGACCGUCGGAAAAAAGCCGCUGCUGAAGCUUCUGGCAACCUCCGCUCACUCCCUUCCUAGAAGCAAGAUGUAUAACUUUCAUCCUCCUUUUUUUUUCUUGCUGAGAUUGUAAGUGACAAAAUUUGAACUUUCCAAGGACCUAUCCCAGUUUGAGCUCGACACCGUCUGGAUGCCUAGAAAGUUUAGGGAAAAGAAAAUUAAAGAAAACAGGACAUGAAAGCCGAUGGAAGUUGCAUUUACUUAUUUAUUUAUUUAUUUACUUGUUUUCGUUUGGAAAAUUGCUAGUUCUCAGUUGGCGGUUUCUUUAUGUAAUUUGGAUCCUUGUGAAUUGUGAUAGUCAAAGCAAAUUGUGCUUUUAGGUAGUAUUUGAAGGUAAAUCAGUUCCUUAAUAGGAAUGGAAGCUUUUGAUGGACUUCGCUUCAUUUGCAGUUGGUUCUAAACGACUUGUCUUGGAAUUGCUUUAAAAGAAAAAAUGCAGAGAAUUUCUGGGUCUCUAUUUUAGUGGCUUCUUUACUUUAAUGAUUCUUCAACUCGUGACACCAACUUGGUUAAUUCCAUUGUAUAAUAGUAUAGAUAAGGUUAGAGAUGAAGAAGGGCGAAGAAGAUUCCAUGGUGCAUUUACAGGUUGGGCCCCACAGUCAUUUACCUCAUGGUGGAAGAACAGAGCCGAAGUCAAACAGCAGAGCAUUUUCAACUUUUUAGAUGAAGAUGAGAAAGAUUUUGACACAUUUGGAUUUACAGCUGCUAAGUAUGCUGGCAACAAGCUGGUAAGGAAUAAAAGCAAAGGUCUGUCAAAUGCUUGUAUACAUUUCUUCUUAUCAGCAGCGCCACAUAUUGAUGGUUUACCAGAGAACAUAUCUGGUAAAGUCAUUGUGGAAAAGUUUGCUCAAGAUGAUAAGAAAGUCAAAUCACCCUCCAUGCAUCCAAGAAACAGAACAGUAGUUCCUCAUCAGAAGAUGAAAGGAGUAGAAAACAUUCUAGGCGACAUCGUUAUAGAAGCAGUGAUUCAUGGAGCGAUAAUCGUGAUCGCCACCGUUCUAGGUCAAAAGGAAGAAGGAAAAAUUCCUCCCUGGAAAAGAGUAGUAGCAGCAGAAAACACUCAAAACGUCAUAAGCACAGAAACAGGAACUCUCCCAGAAGGUCCAAUCAAGGCUCUAAGAGGGAACAUUCAGAAGCCAGGAAAGAGAAACAAAACAGAGGGCUUGAACAUAAGCUUCUAUUUUUUUCAUUCCCAUCUUCAUAUAGAAAAUUCCGGUUGUAUAUCUUCAUGGAUCCAACUUCCAAAAUUUGACUGCUUGUUUGAUGUUAUGGGGCAAUGGUCUUGCCACUGAACCAUUUGUGGAGAUCCAUCACUAGCGUAGCAUGCUGCUUAUGCUGAGGCUUAUGGUUUGCGUCCAGAUCUUGAUUUGAGCAAGGUAGGAGGAUCCAUGGAGAUUUGCAGUAGUGAGGAUUAAAAUUGAUAAAACGAUUCAUUUAAAAGCAGAAGCAUAGGCCUGGUUAGGGAAGAAAAAGGAACAGAGGAGAUGGGGAUUUAGAGAGAUCGGUGAUGCUCUUAAUUUGAAGAAGUCAUCAGCCAUGGAGCUUCUGUUUAGAAUAAUUAAUCGAUUGUCGUCAGAAGUAUCAAGUCCAUGAAUUUUGAAACUUGAAACAUGCUUUCUCUCAAUCUUUUCUUUAAAAUUCUAUACAUAAGAGAAAAUGCCACUGUGAUGAUUAU
Messenger RNA from Durio zibethinus, 1856 nucleotides. NCBI's taxonomy places the organism in Eukaryota, Viridiplantae, Streptophyta, Magnoliopsida, Malvales, Malvaceae. The record is from RefSeq and is a predicted model, not a curated record.